Messenger RNA from Abrus precatorius (Indian licorice), 810 nucleotides. RefSeq names its product proline-rich receptor-like protein kinase PERK2. NCBI's taxonomy places the organism in Eukaryota, Viridiplantae, Streptophyta, Magnoliopsida, Fabales, Fabaceae. Gene Ontology annotation, biological process: plant-type secondary cell wall biogenesis. The transcript has a single exon. The record is from RefSeq and is a predicted model, not a curated record. The coding region runs from base 32 to 730 and encodes 232 amino acids.
ACCUUUUCAUAACAUACAAAAAGGACCCAAAAUGGCCUCAACUCAACCCAAUAAUUUUUACUUUCCUCCCUUCACACCCCCACCACCUUCCCACCCUUCUAACCCUCCACCACCACCUUCACACCCCUUCAACCCUCCACCACCCCCUCAUCCAUUUACUCCUCCUCCUCCAACGCCAAAUGUACCACCACCACCACCACUACCUCCACCUCGUCCAUUUUCUCCUCCGCCUCCACACGUGCGCCCACCACCUCCACCCCGCCCCAUUCGUCCCCCUCCACCCCCACACGUGCGUCCACCCCCUGCCCCUCUUCCUCCUCCACCCUCUCCAAACCCUACAAUCAUAAUAGUUGUGGUUGUCUCAAUGGGUGGCCUCUUGUUGCUUUCAAUGCUCGCCUUUGCUCUAUUCUGUUGCAUUCAGAAGAGGAAGAAGAAGACACAAGAAACCGAGGUGAUUCACUUCGAUGAGCACAAAACGGUAAAGGAAACCAUUGUGCCUGGUCCUUUUGGACAGAAAACAGUAGUGGUAACUGUUGAAGAUGAUGUGCACAUCGAUGAAGAGAUUAGGAAGAAUGAGAAUGUUGAUCAUCAUCAUGGUGUGCAUGAGAAACCAUCAUCAGCUGAACCAGAUCAAGGCACUUCUAGCAGCCUUGUUGAGGUGGCAACCACUUCUCCUGAACAUGAUGAACAUCAUCAUGAGCAUCAUCACCAACCUGAAAACAAGCCCUGAUAUCGAAACAAUUUAAAAGGAUAUGUUCCCACAGAGAAUUGCAUAUUCUUGUCCAAAGACUCCCACCAAGGAUCUUAUAA